ACACAGCCUUUUUGAUUAUAAAAGGCCCUCCAAACCAGCUGAUCUUCACAUUGAAAAACAUUCUCACAUUCUCACAAACAAUAAGCUAAAGAUGGAAGGUGCUUCGUUGCCGCCGGCUCCCAUUUUCAAGAGGUUGGAAGGAAAGGUAGCUUUGAUAACCGGAGGCGCCAGUGGAAUUGGCGAGACUACGGCAAGGCUAUUCGUUCAGCAUGGCGCUAAGGUUAUCAUUGCUGAUGUCCAAGAUGACAUUGGGCACUCCGUUUGCCGCGACAUAGGCACCGCUGAUGACAUCUCCUAUGUCCAUUGUGAUGUUACCAACGAAUCUGAUGUCCAAAAUGCUGUCAAAACCGCGGUCUCAAAGCAUGGGAAACUUGACAUAUUGUUCAGCAACGCAGGAAUUACCAACGCUGAUGACGGCAUCUUAGAGUUUGACCGCGAGAAAUACAACAGGGUCUUUAAUGUGAACGUCUUGGGGGGAUUCCUAGCAGCCAAACACGCUGCCAAAGUAAUGAUUCCAGCGAAAAAAGGCAGCAUUUUAUUCACGUCAAGCACUGCGUCAGUGAUACAUGGAGAAACCCCGCACAUCUACGCGGCGUCCAAGCAUGCGUUGGUGGGAUUGACCAAGAAUUUGUGUGUGGAGUUGGGGGAGUAUGGAAUUAGAGUUAAUUGCGUAUCACCGUCCGGCGUGGCCACUCCUUUGCUAAGGAAUGUGUCUGGAAUACAGGAUAAGAAAACAUUGGAAGACGUGAUUUGUUCAGCUGCAAAUCUGAAAGGGGUGGUGUUAGGGACCGACGAUGUUGCAGAGGCAGCACUGUUCUUGGUGAGCGAUGAGUCUAAGUACGUGAGUGGCCUCAACCUAGUCCUGGACGGUGGUCAUAGCACCACCAACAAAGCUAUUAGGGACGGCAAAGAAAAGCACCGUUCUUAAUAACCCAAACACACACACACACACACACAUAACACACACACACACACACACACACACACACACACACACAUAUAUAUAUAUUUGAUUCAAAUAAUUUGAUAAUUUAUGUAAUUGUUUCAAUUCACACUCUGCAAUUGUUUGACUUUGUCUACAAUUGCAAUGUAUUCCAUCCAACCAAACUUCGUGUUGGUGCAUGCAUGUAACAGCAAUAUAUACAAUAAACACCUCAAAUUGGUUCCUUUUA
Messenger RNA from Alnus glutinosa, 1172 nucleotides. Its product is annotated as short chain aldehyde dehydrogenase 1-like. NCBI's taxonomy places the organism in Eukaryota, Viridiplantae, Streptophyta, Magnoliopsida, Fagales, Betulaceae. Gene Ontology annotation, molecular function: oxidoreductase activity, acting on the CH-OH group of donors, NAD or NADP as acceptor. The transcript has 2 exons. The coding region runs from base 92 to 928 and encodes 278 amino acids. The record is from RefSeq and is a predicted model, not a curated record.